Messenger RNA from Morchella importuna, 4158 nucleotides. RefSeq lists its product as uncharacterized. The coding region runs from base 1 to 4158 and encodes 1385 amino acids. Gene Ontology annotation, molecular function: protein binding; structural constituent of nuclear pore. The transcript has 6 exons. NCBI's taxonomy places the organism in Eukaryota, Fungi, Ascomycota, Pezizomycetes, Pezizales, Morchellaceae. The record is from RefSeq and is a predicted model, not a curated record. Gene Ontology annotation, biological process: transcription-dependent tethering of RNA polymerase II gene DNA at nuclear periphery; protein import into nucleus; poly(A)+ mRNA export from nucleus. Gene Ontology annotation, cellular component: nuclear pore outer ring.
AUGUUCACCACAAACCCAACCGCCGCUGAAUCGGCUGCUGCGGCGCGAAGGAGGACGAGGCCAAUCUCGAGGCCAGAUUCAAGAAACACACAGAAUAGCGAAAGACCUACCAGCAACGUGUCAAUGAACAGGAGCAUCAGAGAGGGCAGCAUAAUAUCUCAGCGGGGAGAUACCUCUUUCGGAAAGGCAAUGACGCUGAAUGCAAUGAGGGGAGAGACUGGCGGGAAAGAUUCGGACGGUGGUGUUGUCAUUUGGACAAAAAACGAGAAAUACAGUGUCUCCAAACUACCAGCUCUGCCAUCAAUCCUAAAAACAUGCACAGUAAACGACUCCCCCAUAACAGCCACCACCGACUCAACCAACGGCCAUGCUCUCCUCCUUUCCCACACUGACGCUUAUGUCUGGCAAUACACUACGACCCAUACAAUCCCGCACACGCUAUCGUUCCCUCUCCCGCGCGAUGAGUCGCCCUCCCCUCACAACCCCUUCCCCCUCGGCGCCCUUGUAUCCCCCUCCGCAAACAGUACCGAGCCCGGUCUUGUUGUCGUCAUGCCCAUGUCCGGCCGAAUUGCCUACUGGGACAGCGUCGGUUCCGCUGUCGCCGAAGGCCUCUUCACCAAGAAACGUGGCGUCGAAGGAAAGGUCUCCCUCGUCUCCGGGGAAAGCGUAACAGUUAUCUGUAAUGCCGAGCCGGCGGGCUUUCUUCUAUCGCUCAGCUCUGGCCGCCUCGCCCAUCUGGCGCUCAGAGACCUGGCGGGCCGCCCCGGCAUCUCAGUGACCAUCAUGAGGGGCUACGGCACCGGAAUGAUGAGUGGUUUCCUCGGGGCCUUGCGCGCCGGCUCAAGCAGACGUGACAUCGUCGCUGUGCGCGCUGGGAAGGUCCUCCGGAUGGGAGAACGGGAGAUUGUAGUUGCCACUGCUCGCGGUAACUUCUCUAGAUGGCAGGUCAACCGCAGCGGCACCUACGCCAACAUCGCAGACGUAGACCUACGGGAUGAAAUGAUUACCGCAAUCCAGAGUAAUGUUACGGCGGAUGAGUUCGGCAGCCGUAGCAGGGACCAGUUCGUAGCUAUUGACACGGCGGUGUUGGAGGAGCCAACCCUGCAGACGGGCGCUGAGGAUAUACAGAUGCUUGUUUUGGCGAGCUUUAUGCCGAGUGUGUCGAUUCCCAGCGCAAUGUAUGCGCUGGUUUCGAUCACAUUCUAUGCGUCAGGGAAGACCUCGGUCGACCAUGUCCAUGUCGUGAAGACAUAUACGACGCCGCUAGAGGAGGGCCGCACACGGCCGAGAUUGUAUUUGCCGAAACCGUGUAAAACCGCUUUUUUGGUCUUUUCAAGGGCUGUGGUUCUAGUGUCCAAUUACAAACCAGGGGCGCAGCAGCAGAAUGAGGAUGACUCCAUGAUGGAGGAAAGCUCAGACUACCAGGGAGAGGCAUUCGAGGAUGUGGUGGACUUUAGGGGAAACUUGAAUGUCGAGACGGUGGGUAGUGGCAUGGAGGAUGUCAUGUAUGAUGCUAUCCCGCGAAUGGAUAUGAAUGGGAGCUAUAUGCAGGACAGCUUCUUGAGCAUGAGUGGGCUCCUUACCACGGGGAAGAAAGUCCGGAAUCCUGGUAUUAUGCUGAUUGCCAAGGGCGCCGGCGUUGUGCGUAUUGAGACAUUUGAUCUCGAGCCGGUCAAGAAGGUAUUGAAGGAGCCUGUCAGGGUCAAAAGCAAGAUCGAGCAAGCUGUAUUCUAUGGCGUCAAGGAAGACAAUCCUCUCAACUUCCAGGGCCGCAAGGAAGUGAGCUACCCCAUCGAAGAGGUCGAGGCGGCCGCGCUGGAGAUCAGCGCCGAGAUCCUUUCCUCGACAUCCGAGUACCUUCCUGUACUCCUCCCCUCUCUUGAGAACCACCUCUUACUGCGUGCGACCCACCUUCGUGCCCUCGCUGAGCACCUCCGUGCCACAUUCUCCCCACUAUCCCGCGAAACCAUGUGGCGCCUCCUCUGCGAUGCCGAGAAAUGUGAAGCCGCGCGUGCAGUCUGGGCUGCAAGGGAUGCACGCUUGCGACAAAACCCAGACGCAGGUGAAGGCGUCCUCGAGGCCGUCCUAGCAGCUAUGAGUGAAACUGAUCCUGACGAUGCCGCCGGGCACGAUCCAACCCGAACGUGGUUCCAGCGCCACGUGGAAAGCAUCAAUCAGCUCCUGAGAUAUGCGAAGGAUAUAAUCAUUGAUGACAGUAAGAAGGGCCGUAUGGACCAGCUCGUUUUCGGGAAGCGGGAUUCCGAAGCGAAUGACAUCGUCCUGGGUGCACUGAUUUCUGCGUGGAAGUUUCGGGUGCACUCUGCAAAACUGUAUGGUAUGGAGGGUCUCGUUGAUGCGAACGGGAUCUUGAAACAGAUCAAGGAACUCACGCCGCCAUGGACUAGCGACCCGAAUAUCCUGCAGGCGUUGAGCGUACAGUACGAAGUGUCGAGUGGAAUAAUAAAGACACUCUGGAAUGAAAGACGGAACGCAGACGAGGAGUACGCAGAAAUCGCUGAGCGACUAGCGGGACAGUUGGUGGGGCUAGCAGAGGUUUGCUGCCGCGGUUUCGAGGAACGUAUGGCAUGGUGCGAACAGCAGACUCAGGCCGGCGCCGAAAAUUACAUCAAGGAGGGAAAUACAAUCAGGGAGCGCUACUUCGACGCUAGAGGGAGAUGGAUCAAGCCCCUGGUAGAUUUCGGCCGCCCGGAGAAGGCGUACAAGUUGGCCGAAAAGUGGCAGGAUUAUCGCACCCUCGUGGAGCUCUGUUCGGAGGAGCUCGUGGAAAACGAUGCCGCCAUGGCGGAGCUUGCAAAGGCUCCUACCGCCACUACAGAGAACAAAGCUACGUCGCAUGACCUCCAGAAGAGCAAGCAGCAGACUCUAAAUAGACUUGAGAGGUAUUUUGAGGAAUUUGGCUCGCAUUUUGCGCGGGAGAUGUAUGAAUACCUUGUUGAGAAGGAACAGUUGCAGACACUCAUGGACGGCUUCGAGGCUUGGCGUGAGAGCUAUCUUACCGAUUUCCUCAGGAGUGAUAGGAAGUAUGCCAAGCUGGAGUGGAUCCAUGAUGUCUCAAUGGGUGAGUAUGGUCUUGCCGCUGAUACUCUAAAUUCAGUUGCGACGCAUCAAGAGGAAGAUCUGUGGAACAAGAAGGUUGAGCUUUCUAUUGGAAAGUUGGCCAAACUUGCUGCUAUCAGCCAAGAGGGCGUAAACAGUAGUAAUGCUGCAGACGAGAUCAGAUAUAUCGACGCGGAUCUGGAGCUCGUAGCUAUCCAAGAAAAGAUAUAUGCGAGUGUGAAACAUCUUAAAGACCAGAUCGACACAGAAAAGGCAGUUCAGGAGGGACUAGAAAUAUAUGCCCCAACCCUAGCAAAAAAACGACCAGGGUGCCGAGAAUUAUGGAAGAGGGCCUUUGGGCGAGCAGUUGAGGGCAAGGUUAUUGGAGUAGAGGAGAUCGGUGAUCUGUUGACACUGGUGGAUGAUUCCGGUGAUUCUGGGCUUGUUGGGCCAGGGAGCGCCGGGGAGGAGUUUUACUGGGCUUUGAAGGUUCUCUCUAUAGUUGGUGGUUUGAGCCACGAACGUAGAAAGCUUGCGGAGAGGACAAUCUGGAGGAGGUGCUACUUGAGGGACGACUGGGCGACAAUCGUAAGCACAAAAGGGAGGAGCGAUAGUCAAGUUGAAAGUGCGACUUACGACACAGCACUAUUUACUACUAUUAAGUUGGGAUAUGAGAAAGGUCUCUUCAACGAGCGAUCUCCCUUCCAACCCCUAGAUCCUGCACAAACAUACUGUGAUCUUGAGAAUCCACUCAACGAGCUAAAGAUCCGCUUCACCCAUGCCGAUGAAUCAGAGCUCGGAACUCUUGCCCACGAAUAUAUCGCGGAGACCAAACAACUCGAGAAAUUUGUCAACUACGCUCAACUGGGGACAUGGUUCCUCGGUGUGUGUGAUAGCGCCAAGCGGGCUGCGAUGGAAGAUGUUAGAAAUCCAGAGAGCAGCCUGGAUGAGGACACCUACGAGAUUGAGGAAAGUUAUGUUGAGGAAAGCUACGUCGAAGAAAGCUAUAUGGAAGAUGGUGCCCCCGGUGAGGAAAGUUAUGUCCAGGAUAGUUAUGUUGAGGCGAGUUAUAAUGAGGGGGACACGGAAAUGGAGGGGUAG